AUGUCGCAGCUGCGUCAGUAUGGUAUCAAGGGAACGUCUUAUCAAGGCGCCGUCGCCGCGGAAGAUAAUCAGCCCAACGAGACCCUGAAGCGAACGCGGGCCGGUGGCCCACCAUCAUUGAGGACGACCACAGUCCCAGUUCAUCGCCCUCAUCAUCACCAGCUUCCACCUCGACCACCACGACCUCUGGGAACUCAGCGCCAUCCAGGUGAACGCGCGGGACAUCGUAGCAGAGUUGGUGGAGGGAAAAAGAACAAGAAGCGGGGCAAGGGAGCGAUGUGGAAGACAUCUGCGACGGGUCAAGGUGAGCCUCGAGUUGAUGCGAGUCAUGAACAAUCGAGAACGGGAUUGAAGACACCUCCGCCUUCGUUACCUAUGCGUCCACCGUCUUUGGUGACUCAGCAAGCAUUCGACCAACCUGGUUCUCUCGAGUUGCCCUUUGCAGAAUGGACACAAGGAUUUCAUCUACCCCCACCCACAGACACGCCCGUCUCAGCUCCCCCACCUCCAUUACCCACUCGACCUCCGCGUACACAACCUUCACUCUCUCAGAGCGCAUCGGCACCUCCGCCAUUGCCAACACGUCCAAAACCAUCCCCACUAGCCAAAGUGAAGCAGGAAACCAGAGAAGCAAGCCCAUUACCGCCUUCCCCAACCCCACAACGCCGUCUUGCCACCAAUGGCUGCAAAUACUACCCAUGGCCAGAGGAUUGCCAAAAAAACAAUCCCAAAUACAAACGUAACCGCGACCGCUACUUCCGGACCAUCGUCAAUCUUUUGAAGAGCAAGAACCUCAAGGUGAAGAAGCCGCCGCUCUUCAGGGCAGAUGGGAUGUCGGUCGAAUGGUCGAGUGUGAAGCCAGUAUGGAACGACACAUUGCUCCCUGACAUCAACGACAUCGCUUUUGCUAUCACGAGUGCGGCUACACCCGAACGACUAGCUCUAUUCUCCAAAUCCGAAAUCCGAGAACGAGACAUCUCCGCCUCGCCACGGUCCACCCCAACCCAACAUUCACAAUCCAACCCCGAUGCUCUCCCAUCUGCACACCCAUCCCCACCUCCACCGAUCAUCCGCCCCAGUCAACGCGACCGCCCUCUCCCCAAACCACCUAAAAAGACGUUCAAGCCCGUGAACAGCACUAACCUUCGCAAGGUUAGCGGACCCAAUCUUACCCAGCCAGCGAGAGGGAACGAUAGUAUUGUUAAUACCGUUAAUCGGGCGCAGAGCCAGACGCAGGCUCUGCUCCGGGUGGACGUGAAGGGUAAACGGAAGGCUGUUGAUGAGCUUCCCGGGCCGCCUCCCCUGCCUACUAGGCGACGACCUAAUACUCAGCCUUCUUCGACGACGCCUUCGACGACGAUUCCGGCUACUCCCACUACGACUGCUAGUGAGCCGGGACCUAGUUGGUCGGUGUCGGUGUCGGUAUCUCCUGAAGGUGCUAGACGGAAUCUUGGGACGGAGAUGGUGCCUCCUCCGCCUUUACCCUCGAGACCGCGAGUUACGCGGAUGUCUGGCCCCGACCCGAAGCCGACGCGCUCGACGACUCCGCGAACGGGUUCUUCCUCAUCUACGAUUCCUUCGAUACGGUGUAGUCCCCCGCUUCCGAUCGGUGAACAUGUCGCCCAGAUCAGUGCAGCGGCUUCAAGUGGAGAGCCACCACCACCGUCGUCGCCACCUUCAGUUCCCGGUGACCAGUCAUGUUUGGUUACCAUUGAACAGUCGCCUUCAAUUGUCGUUGAAAAGUCACCUUCAAUUCACGUUGAAAAGUCACCUUCAAUGCUCGUUGAACAGACAGAAUUGUUGCCCGACGAUGACAUGUCUAUGCAUGUCGAUCCUGUUGAGGAGAGGGAAUCGGUGUACGACUCGGAUGAUGAUAUUCUUUCUGUGGUUGCACCGCUGGCGCAGCAGUAUAUCAUGAGGUACAUGCGGACGUUUGAUUAUGACCGUUCGAGACUUGCAGGGGCGUACAGCCCGAAUGCGAGGUUCUCGGUUUCUGUGCAUCGCGUACCUGGUCCGCUGGGCGAGGGUGUUUCGAGUGCUGAAGUGUUCUGCCCUGAGGAUCGUAACCAUAUUUCGGCUCCGUCCACGCAUUCUUCAUCUACGCAAUCCCCAUCUCUAUCCACGCAAUCUCAAUCUCAAUCUCCAUCUCAAUGUCCAUCGCCAUCGACGUCGACGUUGACGCCGACUCGGUCGUCGUCCUCGCUACCACGGUACCACCAAGGCCGCGCAGAAAUCGUGCAAAGGCUGAAGAGUUUGGGUCCGCAUAAAUUCGACUAUAGCCGGAAUUGGAAGCCGCCGAGUUAUGAUCUUGUUUUGAGGCCUUUGCCGUAUUCGCAGUAUGCUGCUGCUACUGGUGGUGGUGGUGGUAGUGCUCGGAUGCCCAGAUCCGAAUCCAACCCUACAUCCUCGUCUUUGUACAACGGCAACGACCACGAGCGAGAAGGCCACGAGAGCAAAAUCCCGCACUCGAAUUCGAGUUCGGAACACGAAGUCGUACUCUUGACUGUACACGGCAACGUUGUGGAUACCGACCUUAACACGGGAGAGGACCACAUUGUUUCUGUGCAUCAGAGUUUUGUGCUUUGUAGGCCGGAGGAUUUGGGUGGUGGAGGAAGGGACUGCGGGGUGGUGGAAGGAGUGAAGAGGGAGGAGGAGGAAGGGGAAGGUGUGGGAGGAGUGAAACGAGAAGAAGAUGAAAGUCGGGGGCUACUAGGGUUGGGACUGGAGUUGGAUACUGGUAUGGGAGAAGACCCGUGGCCUCUACUCGCCUUGUCCCACCAGAUGGUCGUCCGGGAUGGGCCGAUGCUGUUCCCUGGUGAAGUGGAGGAUGUGGCGCCUUGGGUGUCGAGGAUACUUGAUUUGGGGUAG
Messenger RNA from Coprinopsis cinerea okayama7#130, 2868 nucleotides. RefSeq lists its product as hypothetical. NCBI's taxonomy places the organism in Eukaryota, Fungi, Basidiomycota, Agaricomycetes, Agaricales, Psathyrellaceae. The transcript has 4 exons. Bases 1 to 2868 code for a protein of 955 amino acids. The record is from RefSeq and is a predicted model, not a curated record.